GACGGGAACAAAUAAGCCAACACAACACAACUAUAAAUUCUCCUUUCGGCGGAAGGGCGGAGCAGCGACCAACUUCGCCUUCCACAAAUUUUACUAAGAGGGGGCUUCUAUUCUACGCCGAUUCUGCUCCUCUUCCGCUUCUUCCUCCCGUUUCUACUUUUCCCCUUCUGCGUUUUAUCGACGAUGGGAAGAGGAAAGUACAAGAGCAAGCCCACCGGUCGGCGCCAAUUCUCUACCCCUGAAGACAUGCUUGCUGGAACCUCCACACGUCCACGAACAUUUAAACAGGUAGAAGCUGAGCACAAGGAGGAGGAAGAAUCUGAGGAAGGAUCUGAACAAGAAUCUGGGGAUGAAUCUGAUGAUCAGGGAGAUAAGCCUAGGAGGAAAGGCACUCAAGGUAUUAUUGAGAUCGAAAAUCCUAACUUGGUGAAGCCAAAAACCUUGAAAGCUAGAGACAUUGAUAUUGGGAAAACAACUGAACUUUCAAGGCGUGAAAGGGAAGAGAUUGAGAAACAAAAGGCUCAUGAGCGAUUCAUGAGGCUUCAAGAACAAGGGAAGACUGAACAAGCUAGGAAAGAUUUAGAACGUUUGACUCUUAUUCGUCAACAAAGGGCAGAAGCUGCUAAAAAAAGGGAAGAAGAAAAAGCUGCCAAGGAACAGAAGAAAGCAGAAGCUCGCAAGUGAGCUCCAAGGACCCUCCGAGCUCCUUUCACUGAGACAAACAAUAUGUAAUCUCUACAAUUUAACUUUCCUAGUAUGCCUAGACAAAUAUUGUCAUUCUACGUCUGUGACCGUGCAACCAAGUAAUAUUCUCUUUGGCACAGAAGUGACCAUAGUAUGAUGCUGUUUACAUUUAUAAUUAAUGCAAGUAUACUUCUGAUAUCUUCUUCAACAUAAGAGGUUCCA
Benincasa hispida (wax gourd) is the source of this 906-nucleotide messenger RNA. Its product is annotated as 28 kDa heat/acid-stable phosphoprotein-like protein. NCBI's taxonomy places the organism in Eukaryota, Viridiplantae, Streptophyta, Magnoliopsida, Cucurbitales, Cucurbitaceae. The record is from RefSeq and is a predicted model, not a curated record.